AUGAAUUCUCAAUUUUAUCAAAAAAUAUUUUUGCUUAGUUUUUCUUUAACAAAUGCAAGUUCAAUUAAUGAAACUGAUGUGCAAAACGAUUAUGAGUUAAAUACAUACGAAAGAAUUUACCACAAAAAAUUAGAAUUUAUUUUAGCUGAUAUGCAAACUAGAUUGAAAAAAUCAAAUGAUACUGUUAAAGGGCCUUAUGAAAUAUCUUUCUUGGGCCUUGUGAGAGAUCGUAAAUUACUUUAUAUGUGCCUUCGGUUUUUAUUUUCUCCGUUUUGUUUUUAUAUCAUUGUAUUAUUAUUUUCUAAAUUUUUACAAAGUGAAUAG
This is a messenger RNA of Vairimorpha ceranae, 324 nucleotides long. RefSeq lists its product as hypothetical. The coding region runs from base 1 to 324 and encodes 107 amino acids. The record is from RefSeq and is a predicted model, not a curated record. The transcript has a single exon. Lineage: Eukaryota; Fungi; Microsporidia; Nosematidae.